Molecule: messenger RNA, 3830 nt
Organism: Exaiptasia diaphana
Lineage: Eukaryota; Metazoa; Cnidaria; Anthozoa; Actiniaria; Aiptasiidae
Product: E3 ubiquitin-protein ligase TRIM71
Exons: 1
Coding region: 697-2994 (765 amino acids)
Biological process (GO): protein polyubiquitination; proteasome-mediated ubiquitin-dependent protein catabolic process
Molecular function (GO): protein binding; ubiquitin protein ligase activity; zinc ion binding
Source: RefSeq, a predicted model, not a curated record
UCAUCAGCCAUUCAAAAUCAAUAGCCUARCAUAAUAGAGCCAUUUUAACCGGCAAAGUAAUGAUAUAAUUGGACAAUAUUUCUAGGCCAAGUAUUUUUGUCCAAAUAUUUCUUACCUGAAAUGUUCCUAUGUAAAUUUUGCACAGUUUUGUAUUUUUAUGAAAAUURAUAUAUGUAAGCAUAAAUGAAUAUGAAUUUUGGUGAUAAUAGCUUCACCUUGUAUAUCACACUAGUUUCUCAGUCGACUGUAUGAAUUUUCUACCAUAGGUCUUGUGCGGAAAUAAUUGAAAAAGAAGAAAAUUCACUAUUUUAUGAAAGAGGAUAGCACAUAACAAACUCGAGUGUGGUUUUUGGUCGAAAGUGAAAUUUAUUGAAAUUUCACUCAUUUUUUUGGUAUGAAUUUCUUUUUGUGUUUGGAAGUUCGAAAGCUGAUUCAUUCAGGAAAGUCCMAACAAUAAAAAGUCAUGAGUGAGAUAUUGUCUGUAUAAUUUAGUCAUCUGACGGAUGUUCGGGGGAAUUUAUUCAAAACUCCUCUGCACUCAUUUCCGCUUGGCGUAAUUCAUUCGUCAUAAGGUAGAGAAAUAAUUUAGUUCCAAUAYAAUUGUACCCAGAAUUCUCAAUUCAGAUUAUAGGCUUGGCCAAAUAGCUUGUUUAUACAUUUGUACAAGACGUAGUUUCGUCGAUCUGCGCUUCAAAAAUGGAAUCGAGAAUCACUUGCCGGUCAUGUAAGCGAGUAUACAAUGAUCCAAGACUGACUCCUUGUUUACACACCUUGUGCCUUGAAUGUCUGAACAGAAUUGGACAAGAGAAUCCGUAUUCAUCUCAYAUCGAAUGCCCUGUUUGUAAAUCCGAAAUACCGAAACCUUCAGCGAGUGCAAAAGGCUUCUCAACCUAUCCAUCUGACAUAUAUACCAGACGUYUGCUACAGCUUUACUCUCCAAAUACAGAAAAUAACGAUACAUUAUGCAGGAAAUGCGGAAAGAAAACAGAAUUAUUUUCGUACUGCUUCMAUUGUGAAUCAUUUUUCUGUCAAAAGUGUUCCUCAUGUCAUAAUUCUGACAGCCGUGGACAUCGAAUUGUGAAGAAAGAAGAUCUUAGCCAGCAUGAUSAGAAUAKGAUAAUCUGUCGACCACUGUUGUGCGGUCAUGACUCGGCCGAGCAAAGACAUUCUCCCGUAGAAAUAUAUUGUCGACACUGCCAUAAGUGCAUAUGUAAAGAGUGCAGUACAGUAUCAGAGAAUAACCACAACAAGAUUUCUCCUUUGACAGGGGAAUGUGAUAUUGCCUGUAAAAACAUAGAAAUUUAUCUCGAUAAGGUCAUUAAGCGUGCCAAAGAAAUCAAAGAUGGCAAGAAUCUUAUUCAACAGCGACUAAACGAACUUGAUGAGCAAGUAGWUAUUGUCAAGAAAGARGUUCACGCUGGGAUUGAAAAACUGGUGGCAUUACUUAAACARCACGAGAAAGAAAUGUUCCAACACCUUGAUGACGUUCGUGAAGAGAAGAAAGAAAAUCUAAAUGCACAACAAGAGACUUUCAUUCUAUCCCUCAUACAAGUUACCAGUUCCAUKGACUUUGCUCAAGAUAUGCUGAAAAGAAAAAUCUCAGGGGAAAUYGUGACUCUCAGAGAAUACGUCGAGAACCGGCUAGAACAGUUGUCUGGCUCAACMAAAGUGGAUGCUAGGCCAGUCGAGAGCGCAAGUGUGGGUUACAUCCCAAACAAAGAUGUAAUCCGUCACAUUAAUUCAAGUGUUCUUGGACAAAUUGCUUCCAGUAACACUGAUCCRCUAUCUACUGUCACUUCAGGUGAKGGUCUAGUUCGAGACGGAGCUGUUGGAGAAGAAACAAUGUUUACCGUGACAACAUUUGACAUCAAAGGYGAACCUUGCUAUAGCAAUAUUGAUGUCUUGAAUAUCAAUAUUACGUCCCCAGAACGAACCCAAGUGGAAUCGCGGAUCAAAAAUAAUGAGAACGGCUUCUACGAGGUCUAUUUUCUUCCAACUAAACCUGGAAAAUACGACGUGGACAUCCAAGUCAACAAUAAAGCGAUCAAAGGUAGUCCUUUCCAUGUUGUCAUUCGCCCUCCAAUUUUGAUGCCCUUAAAGGAUUUUGGAACCAAUACUGGAGGAGUUGGGCUAGUCACGCAGCCUCAYGGGGUAGCAGUGAGUGACAAAGGCGAAAUCGCAUUCACAGACACCAAAAAAAAUUGCAUUCACCUUUUUGAUAAGGAAUGGAAAAAGCUUUUGGAUAUUGGGGAAUAUGGAUCGGAAGAUGGACAGCUCAACUACCCGGCYGGAAUCGCCUUUGAUAAAUCGCAGAAGUACCUUAUUGUAGCUGAUAGGGAUAACAACAGAAUCCAGACUUUUAGCAGGAAAUCUGGAAAACUAGUGAAAAAGUUUGGAACAUUUGGGUCAGGUAAUGGUCARUUCAACAARCCAACAGGAGUGGCCGUUGACAAGAAUGGUCGGAUAAUAAUCACGGACUGGAUGAACCACAGAAUACAAGUAUUCAAUGCCGAAGCAAAGUUUCUUUUCAGUUUUGGCAAUGAUAUUCCUGAGAAACUGAAACAUCCACGCGACGCCAUUUUCUGUGAGUCUCAAAACGUUUUUGUUGUCUCUGAUACCGGGAACAACGUACUGAAAACGUUUGACAAGAAGGGMAACUACCUCAACACCAUAGGMAAAGCAGGAAGCAAGAAGGGUGAACUUUAUAGCCCACGUGGCCUUGCGGUAGACAGCGAGCAACGGCUUAUGGUUUGCGAUUUUGAUAAUCAUAGAAUGCAAUUUUUCAAUCUUAAAGAUCGAAAGCCAAUGAGCUCGUAUGGAUCCAAAGGCACAAAUAUUGGACAGUUUUCGAAUCCUUUAGCUGUCGCUGUUCUUGGUGAUGAUAAAGUAAUCGUCACUGAUUGGAGRAAUGAUCGUCUUCAGGURUUUACCAUGGGRCCCAUGUGGAAGAUGGCAUAUCUAUUUGAUGUGAUGGGCCAAAAUGCAGUGAAAUGAAAUAAAAAAAGCAACAAUUUUAUUGAUUCAUUAUUGAACAUCUUUAAAGCCUUUUUUAUUAUGAUACAUUAGAUAAACGGUCAAUAAAUUGAUAUAAGGUAGAUAUAAUAGAUAUAUGUCAGAGGUCAGAAAUAUUUUUGAAAAUGACUGUAGUUCAAAUGAUUAAGAUUCCUAUUUCCUUUUWUUAAAUUUUUGGAAAUCAGUCUAAUUAUAGAUGUAACUUGAUGGGUCAAGUUAGUGUUAUUUGUACCUGAGGUGUACUUCAAGUACUAUUAGAGAGUUUUAGCAUCACGUUGACGGCUAACGGCAGAGCUGAACCAAUGACCUAAGAAUUUCGUGCCCGACCUUGCGCUUUUGGUAGUCAUUUGAAAGAGCGGCUUUUCACUAUCAUGGCAACCUCAAACUAACCCGUUCUCGCGUUGAAACUGCAACGUUAAAGUCAAAAAAAGCAGGUCACGUGAUCUUUUCUGCCGUUCGGCGUUUGCCUCUCUAUUAAUAAAUAUCGACCGGAACUCUGCUAUAAGAUCCUGUAGCAACUAGAGUGAAGUAAAAAAAACCGUGAAAUGGAUUUUACACUAACUUACCUUAAUACGAUUUUCUUUUUGUUUCUGUUUCACUAUYACACUUUAAUAGUGACUUUAAUAGUCAAAUUGUGUUUCACGGGUGUGAUGACUUCACUCUGUUCAUAGCUUUUCAUUAUGAUACUCUGGGUUUAUAUUAACAAACCUCAAAAGAUUUAUCCGCAUGUUAUAUUUAAUUUAUCAAUUGUGGUACAUGUGUACAAUCUUAGCAUGACUGUCUCAAUCUCGAAAAUAAAGCUUAACUUUAUUUGUUCA